Cavenderia fasciculata is the source of this 231-nucleotide messenger RNA. RefSeq names its product signal recognition particle 9 kDa subunit (gene srp9). The coding region runs from base 1 to 231 and encodes 76 amino acids. The transcript has 2 exons. Gene Ontology annotation, cellular component: signal recognition particle, endoplasmic reticulum targeting. Gene Ontology annotation, biological process: negative regulation of translational elongation; SRP-dependent cotranslational protein targeting to membrane. The record is from RefSeq and is a predicted model, not a curated record. Gene Ontology annotation, molecular function: 7S RNA binding. Lineage: Eukaryota; Evosea; Eumycetozoa; Acytosteliales; Cavenderiaceae.
AUGGUAUAUUUGAAAGAUUUUGAAGAGUUUUAUGACAAGUCUGAAACAUUAUUUAGAGAAGAUCCUGCAAAGACAAGAUAUGUUUUCAAGUUUAGAAAAGUAGAUGCAAAUGUAGUUUUAAAAGUGACCAAUGAUAAAGUUAUAUAUAAAUAUUUGACAGAUAAAGAUAGUGACUUUGCGAAUCUAGAUAGGAUGAAUGGUUUAAUCUUACAAGUAACAACAACUCAAUAA